AUGUCUGACCUUACCACCAUCAUUGCCAAGGACAUUGUUCCUCCUGUUGGCCCUUACUCCCACGCUGUCAAGACCCCGACCGCAAUCUACUGCUCUGGUCAGAUUCACCUUGACCCCCAGGGUACCCUGAUUGAGGGCACCAUUGCCGAGAAGACGGCACUGUGCUUCAAGAACCUCGAGGCCGUCCUCAAGGAGGCCGGAUCCUCGAUCCAAAAGAUCGUCAAGGUCAACAUCUUCUUGGCCGACAUGGCCGACUUCGCCGAGAUGAACAAGGAGUACGAGAAGUGGAUGGUCCACAAGCCCGCCCGCAGCUGCGUCGCCGUCAAGACUCUGCCCAAGAACGCGACUGUUGAGAUUGAGGCCAUUGCCCUCCCUUAA
Molecule: messenger RNA, 378 nt
Organism: Pestalotiopsis fici W106-1
Lineage: Eukaryota; Fungi; Ascomycota; Sordariomycetes; Amphisphaeriales; Sporocadaceae
Exons: 3
Coding region: 1-378 (125 amino acids)
Cellular component (GO): mitochondrion; cytosol
Molecular function (GO): deaminase activity
Source: RefSeq, a predicted model, not a curated record